Messenger RNA from Ruditapes philippinarum (Manila clam), 4537 nucleotides. Its product is annotated as guanylate-binding protein 1-like. Gene Ontology annotation, molecular function: GTPase activity; GTP binding. Bases 186 to 2054 code for a protein of 622 amino acids. The transcript has 11 exons. NCBI's taxonomy places the organism in Eukaryota, Metazoa, Mollusca, Bivalvia, Venerida, Veneridae. The record is from RefSeq and is a predicted model, not a curated record.
GUAAAAAUAUGGUUUAAUCUUAAUGGCAGCAUAUAUAACUUUUUUUUAUUUUAUAGACAGCUUUAUAAACGAAAAGCAUAUUCAGCGCAUGCGCAUAAGACUUAUUUCAACUUCCCUCACGCGUUUAAACACGGAAGUAAAAUAAAGAAAAUUGAAAGUUCGAUUCAAUUUUAAAUCAGACAGUGAUGUAUAAAACCCAUUCAGGACCUUCUCAGAAGACGGAUGCCUCUUCACGUGAUUUCUCUCACACUUUUCCAUUAAAUGAUCCAGAAAGAAAUAUGAGUGAGGAGGAAAAGGAACAAGAAAGACUUAUGAUGGAGAUACAAUACAUGAUGUCAGAUGAAAUUUUUGACGACGUUGUUAUAACACCUACACCGUCAGAUAAAUUUAGUUUAACAGAAAGAUUUGGCAGGCUAGAAGUAUUCAAAAAACCUGUGUUGUUUAUCUACUCUGACAGUGACAACAACCUGAAAAUUUCAGAAGAUGUUAUGGCACAGAUAAGUAGUAUAGAUGUAACGUUAAAUGUUGUUGCUGUAUGUGGCUUAUAUAGGACAGGAAAGUCUUAUCUGAUGAACAGGUUGGCGAAGGAAAGGAAAGGAUUUUCACUUGGGAGCACAGUUCGGUCUGAGACAAAGGGUAUUUGGGCCUGGUGUAAACCUCAUCCAACACAAACAGAACAAGUUUUACUUUUACUUGAUACAGAAGGUUUAGGGGAUGUAGUCAAGGGGGACACUGAACAUGAUAACAAGAUGUUUAGUCUCACAAUGCUUCUCAGUAGCACACUCAUUUACAAUAACACGGGCGUUUUCAAUCAAGAUGCUGUUGAAAAAUUAGCUUUUAUAACACGAGUAUCGAGAAAUGUACAGGUUUUGCCAAGAUUAGACAGAAAAGAAAAUGAAGAUACUAUGAAAAUAAUCACUCCGAUUUUCAUUUUGUGUCUCCGAGACUUUUAUCUCGAGGUGAAAGACGAAGAUGGUACAGAAAUGUCUCCGGAUAAAUACUUUGAAAAAUGUUUAUCAAGGUCAGACGGCAAAGGCAAUGAGAAAAUUGACGAAACGAGGGAAUGUAUCAAAAAAUACUUUCCCAGAAGAAAAUGCUUCACGCUCGCACAACCAGCUAUGGGCAGAAAGCUUGCCAAAGUUGAUGAUUAUGAGGAUUAUCAACUCAACGACGAAUUUGUAAGUGACUGUAACAGUCUUCAAGAAUAUGUGUAUGCAUGUGAACAUAAAGUUACAGAUGGCGUAACAAAGGCUCCAAUUAAAGGUUAUGACUUUGAAUCGUUUACGCGAACAUAUGUGGGAGCAAUGCGAACAGGAUCAAUGUUGUCAUACGAGAAAGCAUUUGAUCAAGUGUCCAAGUUUCACAACAGCAAGCUAGUUGUAACAUCUGUACAUGAAUUUGAAACUGAACUAAAAGAAAUGAAAAUGCCCGUAAAGCGUAAAACGGACAUAGAAGGAAAAACAUUUGAGAUACUUAACAAAAAGCUCAAACAGUUGAGGGAGAAGAUGUAUCCGUACAAAGUUAAUAUUUUUGAAGAUGAAGCAAUGAAAAAAAUGAAGACAAUUGCUGAUGAAUUUCGUGAACAAAACAGUGCACUGGUUCUACACACUUUACUAGAAGCUCUUGAAAAGCUUCACGAUGACAUCAUUAAACAAAAUGAGAUUUGGUUUGAUUCAAAGGAAGGCUUGAAAUUGUACAGCCAGAAUAUCGAUUGUAUGAAAGUCAUGUUCAACAGCGAAAUGCAAGACUAUGACGAAGAUGAGCGGUUGAUAGCAAUUAUCAAUUUCGAAAAGAGUAUCGAUGAUGAGAAAGUGAGAAUCGCUUUCAACGCACAAUUGCAUGAGGAGAAGGAAAGAAAAGAGCUUUUGGAAAAAGAAUUAAACAAAAGCGUUAAGCUUAUGUUCGAUCAAAGGUUUGAGAAACUUGAAGCUGAGCGAAAUGCACACAUGGAAAAGAAAAUGCGUGAAUUCGAAAGAAAUUUCACAGAAAGGGCUGGUGAAGAAGCAGUAAAAAAGAAGUCGUUUCUUGAACGCUUCAAACUACUGUUUAUAUAGAGAAAAUGUGUUUGUGGAAGGAAUAUUAUUAACAUAUUUUGAAAAAGUGCAGAUAUUAAUUAUAAUCAUGUUUUCUUUAUGAUUUUUUUUCGCAAACAUUCGCUCAAUUUAAACACAUAUUUGUUCGCUUUUGUGUUCGUUUGUUUGUUUGUUUGUUUGUUUGUUUGUUAGAUCGUUCGUCAUUUGUUUGUUUGUUUUUGAUACUGGUCUUACCGCGCCGAGCACUAUUAUUAUUAAGGUUAAAGUGUCAGUACACGUUUAUUUAAUGUUUAACGUAAAUCUUAGAAUAUAAGGUUAUUUUCUCUAAUUAAUUGAUUGAGCUUUUUAAUUGAACUAUUUCAAAAAGAUCUUUACGUGAAAUUUUUCGAAAAAAAACUAUCAUUAAAAAAAAAGAAAAAAAUUCAAAGUGAAAUAUUAUGCUAUACAAAAUGGAUAAUCGUCUCUUGUUAAAAGGUGAGAAUGUGUUACUAUAGUGUGUACAAUUCGACAUCUAAGAGAAGCCUUAUGAUUGGUAAGACAUGUAUAUGAUACUAGUAUCAUGAAUUAUGUUUAUUUCGGCUUUUUCACACUUUGAUAUCAAUUUCUCUAUAUAAGUUUCCUAAAAGAAGGUUUUAAUCACUUUUUGGUAAUAAUAAGUCUACUGUUUGAGUAUUGAAUGAUUCUUAAGCAAAAGAUUAUAUUUUUGUUAUUUCCUCAUAUGCCUACGUAGCUUAAUUUGAAUCCAAUUGAGGGGUUGCCUAAAAGGGUUAAGACAUCAAAAUUGCAGCCAACGUUUAUCUGUGCGUGAUCGUAAGAGACAACUUACUGGGUUCAAACUACUGAAGUCUAUGCAUCACUUAACUCCGUCACAUGAGGUUGUUUUGAUCCCUGGUGUUUUUAAGUGUGUUAUAUCCAUAAUUAUGUUAAUAAUGAUUUGACUGACUAAAGAUUUAAAACAUCGUAAACUGUACUUCAGCAGAAGUCUUUUUUAAGUCAUUGUUGUUUGCUAUUUAAGAUCUACUAGGUGAAACUAAGUACUAAUAAGGAAUAACUUUGUCAUAAUUAGGCUUUUAUUGAUUCAAAACAAGUUUCAUUCAAAUUCAACAAUAUUGAAAUUUGAUUCUACUGCGAACUCAUGUGUCUGUGCACGUGUUUGUCACGUUACUUUUCCUGCCAAAAUGUUACGUUUUUUUGAAAAGUUAUAUAUUCAAGCUAGGUUACAGAGACUAUGCAUGCAGAAACAUAAAUUUUGUAUUUAUGUUUGUUGUUGUUUUUUGUUUGUUUGUUUUUGUUGUGUCUCUUUGUUCUUUUGUUAUUGUUGUUGUUGUGGGUAAGUUGUGUAAGGGUGUUUUUUAAGUUGGCCCCGAUGACAUUUACAUGACUCCCUGCGCAUGACGUAACCUUUUUUAAAUGACUUGCUUUAACGAACGUGUUUAUCUCAUAGCACUUAAUCACGUUUUUACGAGGUUAAGUGCCCACUACGCUUGAGGGCAGGGAACAUGUUUGCAAAAGUGGCAGUUCACAUAAUGGUAAAUAUCAUUAAGAUUUGACUAAAAAGCGACACCGUAAAAAUAACGUAAAUAUACAAUUAAGAUUUUUGAGCUUAUGUUUAUCAAGUGUUUAGUUAUAGCUUAUAUUGUGACUCUGCUAUGCUUUAUUCAUAGCUUGGUUCUAUUCAAAACGUUGUGUUUAAUAACCUUUUCAAAAUUAAUAUUUUUAUACUUAAAUGUGCAUUGAUAAAAAGCUGAAAUUUUGCUUCGAAACGUCAAUGACAAUCAAAGUUAGAAAUAUUGAAAAAUCACAUAUUCAAAAUCUCCAUAACUUAUUUAGACAUAUCACAGAUAUCAUACGUUAUUGUUCAGAAGAUGAUACAGUUUUGAUAAAUCUUGUUUCAUUGUUUUAUUUUUGUUCUGUCAAUAAAUAACAAAUUAGUCGUAUAAAUCAGUACAUUACUGAAAUUCGUUAAUUUGUACCUUAGGAUUAAGUACAUACAUAACUUCAAUAAUCGUUACAUGAUAUAAAAUACGGACUUUCGAAAUGUAUUAUGUUCGCACAUCACAAUGCCUUGUGAAUUCAUGAAAAUAGAUCAUCAUUCUGGCAAGUAAUAGUACCAGCGUUGUUUAGGACGUAAAUUUAUCUCAUUACAAGACUUGAUGUCUGCCUUGUUGGAUUGUCGUUUACGGUAGGUAUUGUCUCACCCCACUCCCCCUCCAUAUUUUUUAUCCCUUCCCUUUUUCGCCUUUACAGCCCUUAUCCCUUUAAUUCCAAUAUGGGCCUGUUUUAAUUGAUAUUAUUUCACACAUCACAUGUCCCUCUCCUUCCCGCUCUUAUGUCCACUCCGGGUUUUGUUUGGUGCCUUAUGGAUGCCUGUCUUGGGUGUGUCAGGGGGGGGGGGGGCUACGUCCUGUGAACGUUGCCUUUGCCUUGUUGAUCUUUAUUCUUGUUGUGUUUUAAACACUGAUCACUUAAAUGCUGACAUUAAAAAGAGAAUGCCAUGUACAUGU